Molecule: messenger RNA, 7697 nt
Organism: Hemicordylus capensis (graceful crag lizard)
Lineage: Eukaryota; Metazoa; Chordata; Lepidosauria; Squamata; Cordylidae
Product: solute carrier family 23 member 1-like
Exons: 14
Coding region: 287-2152 (621 amino acids)
Biological process (GO): transmembrane transport
Cellular component (GO): membrane
Molecular function (GO): transmembrane transporter activity
Source: RefSeq, a predicted model, not a curated record
AAAGCAUAAGCCUGAAGGAAAGCAACUUCUUCUCCUUCGGCUGCAUCCUAGAGGCCCGAGAACAACUGGACAAAGAAUUGAUUGAAGAGCUCAGAAGUUCCUUGUGCUAGAGGACCUCUUCUGAUCCAGGCUUGCCCAGGGAAUUCUGUCCAGGACUUUUCCACUAAGAGCCUCACCUCUAACCAAAGGGGCUACAAUCCUCUCUUCCUCCACUGCUAAACCCUCCAGGAUCCUCGGUGUCUGCAGAGGCAAAAGAAGAAGUCGUUGAAGCAACUUUGAAGUGGAGAUGACCUCAUCAAACAAAGAUCCAAAUGGACUAGAUAAUCCAAUUUUUGUAAUUGAUGAUGGAGGGCAUUACUGUAACUUCACUGAAGCAGGUGCCCCAGAUUUGGACUGUGAAGAAAGGCCGAAAGGCCACAGCAAAGACAGCAGCAAACUUGCUUACACUGUCACAGAUAUUCCUCCUUGGUACCUCUGCAUUUUCUUGGGAAUUCAGCACUACCUGACUGCACUUGGAGGUCUUGUUGCCAUUCCGCUCAUCCUUUCCAAAGGGCUUUGCCUAGAACGUGAUACUUUGACACAGAGUCACCUGAUCAGCACCAUCUUCUUUGUCUCCGGAAUUUGCACCCUUCUACAAGUCAUCUUUGGAGUCAGGCUACCUAUCCUGCAAGGAGGGACUUUCGCCUUCUUAACGCCUUCACUGGCAAUGCUCUCUCUCCCUCGCUGGCAGUGCCCUGCAUGGACCACGAAUGCCACUUUGGAGGAUGUUUCUUCUCCAGAAUUCAUUGAGGAAUGGCAGAAACGAAUCCGAGAGUUGCAGGGAGCCAUCAUGGUAUCUUCCUGCUUCCAAAUAUUUGUCGGCUUCUCUGGCCUCAUUGGAUUUCUGAUGCGGUUUAUCGGCCCUUUGACAAUUGCCCCAACCAUAUCCUUGGUGGCAUUGCCUCUCUUUGACUCAGCAGGAAAAGAUGCAGGAUCACACUGGGGUAUAGCAGCCAUAACCAUUUUCUUCAUAGUUCUUUUCUCUCAGUACUUGAAAAAUGUUCCUGUUCCAUUGCCAGCUUACCAGAAAAGCAGAAAAUGCCACUUCUCCAAGGUCUACCUCUUCCAAAUCUUCCCAGUGCUCUUUGGUCUUUCUAUUUCCUGGAUUCUGUGUUUGGUUCUCACUGUCACCAAUGUCUUCCCUUCGGACCCUAAAGCAUAUGGCUAUUUAGCUCGGACUGACAGCAAAGGAGACGUUGUGUCCAAGGCACCCUGGUUCCGGUUUCCUUACCCAGGCCAAUGGGGAGUUCCCACGAUUAGCUUUGCUGGAGUGUUUGGCAUCCUAGCAGGUGUGAUCUCCUCCAUGGUGGAAUCGGUGGGCGAUUACUAUGCCUGUGCUCGGUUAUCUGGUGCCCCGCCCCCUCCAAUGCAUGCAAUCAAUCGCGGAAUUGGAGUUGAAGGGAUUGGCUGCCUUCUGGCUGGGGCCUGGGGAACAGGGAAUGGCACCACGUCUUACAGUGAAAAUGUUGGUGCUCUGGGGAUCACCCGGGUAGGGAGUAGAAUGGUGAUUGUGGCUGGAGGGUGUGUCAUGCUUCUGACCGGGAUGUUUGGCAAAGUGGGAGCUGUGUUUGCCAGCAUCCCAACUCCCAUCAUCGGAGGAAUGUUCCUUGUCAUGUUUGGUGUUAUCACUGCCGUGGGAGUGUCCAAUCUGCAGUAUACAGACAUGAACUCUUCAAGAAACCUCUUCAUCUUUGGAUUUUCUAUAUUUGCGGGUCUGACCAUUCCUAACUGGGUAAACAACAAUUCAGAUGUACUGAAAACAGGAGUUAUGCAGUUAGACCAAGUGCUCCAGGUGCUGCUAACCACAGGCAUGUUUGUCGGGGGCUUCCUGGGCUUCCUCCUUGAUAACACGAUUCCAGGGAGCAAGGAAGAGCGGGGACUCCUGGCAUGGAAAGAGGGUUAUGAGUCCGACGACACUGCAAAUACCUCUGACGUCUAUGAUCUUCCCUUUGGAAUAGGCUCCAAGUUCUGUGCCGCUCGCUGGUUUCAGUACCUCCCAAUGUGCCCCAAGCAGCGAGCUGAGCACAGUGCAAAUGAACACAACAGUCACACUAUGGAGAACCAUAGCAAAAUCAAUUCAGGAAAGGACACAGAAAUGAACACAAGGAUAUAAGACAGCACCAAUGGACAAACUUGGUUUGCUAAGCCGUUGAAGCAGCAUUUUCUGCCUUGCCGGUUUCAUGUCCUUGAAGCAAUGGCCAAAGGAAAAGACUUACUAAGUUCUUGCAGGCUAUUCUGUGACCUGCCACCGGCACAGCGUGAUCUUGAAUGUGUCAGUUUCUCUGCAGCAAGAAUACAGUGUCUGUUUGAGGAGCUGUCUUUGUUCAACCCAGCAUAGUGCCUCUCCAAGGGUUGUUGCUGGCAUCUCCCUUGUGUCCUUUUAGAUUGUGACUCCCUUUGAGACAGGGAGCCAUUUCCGCAUUUGUUUCUCAUUCUGUUUUCCGUGUAAACUGCUUUGAGAAUGUUUUGUUGGAAAGAAGUCUACAUACCCCUAAAUGGUGACUCACAUAUUGCACAAGGCAACUUGGGCAGUUAGGACACCACUCACAUGUAAACACUGCCACUGGUGUUGCACAACAGAGCCGUUGCGAUCUGGUGUAGAGUUAUGCAAACACUGUUGCGCAACUGGAUGCCCAUUGAAAAUAGUGGUGGUUGCUUUGUGCAACUGUGUUUGUGCAACUUUACACCAGAGUGGUGUUUAUGCAGACACAACAGCCCGGGUGGUGCUCCAUCUGUCUGCAUUGCCUUGCACAGAAUGUGAGCCAGUAAUAAUAGCCUGGCUAGAAAGUGGGGGGCCCAGUAUGGAGGACGAUGGUUUCCCCCUCCUACCUUGGCAUGCUGUUGCCUAGAAAUUCUGGAUGUGGUUCUUGAAUUCUUGACAAGCUAAUCCCAAAGUGCAAGGAUACUGGCCUGGGCCCUGCGAAAUCUACCCUCUACAUUUGUCUCAGCCAGACUCUCUCUCUCUCUGCCAUUUAAUCUCUGUAUCUCAAUUUUUUUUAAUUGCUUCCCCACCUUUUAGUCUUCAGGUUUGUUCAGUCUGAAAAGCUUCUGGAGGAGAUGCUGCCUCUCACUCUGUGUGUGUUGAUGUUAACUGCUACAAACAGGCUCUUGACUGGGGCCUCCAAACAAAUCUGUGAUAUAAAAUUGUUAGUUUUAAGCUUCUUUCAGGGCUCCAUGAGUAGCCACAAAGAACCAGUGCUAUACAUGUAUAUUUUUUACAGAGGGUUGCGCAGUGGGGAAAUGACUUAACUAGCAAGCCAGAGGUUGCUGGUUCGAAUCCCCGCUGGUAUGUUUUCCAGACUAUGGGAAACACCUAUAUUGGGCAGCACUGAUAUAGGAAGAUGCUGAAAGGCAUCAUCUCAUACUAUGUGGGAGGAGGCAAUGGUAAACCCCUCCUGUAUUCUACCAAAGACAAUCACAGGGCUCUGUUGUUGCCAGGAGUCGGCACCGACUCAAUGGCACAGUUUACCCUUACCCAUUAAUAUAACCUGCAUUUUUUUUUUGUAUAUAGUUUAAAUCUGUCCAGAAGGAAGGAAUCAGCCAUGUGACUACUGUGACGUGCAGGGAGAGCUUUUGAUCAUCUCCCCAUCUUCUCAGCAGGAGGCCUCUCUGCUGGCAUUCUCUAGAAAGUACCCUUCUGUGUAAGAUCCAGGAAGUCUUAAUGGCUGACGUACAGCACAAUGCUACAUGCACCUUGCAACAUAACUGUUGUGCAGUUGCACAAGCAGGGGCGUAGCUAUAAUAGAACGAAAGGGUUCAAAGAACACCGGCCCCCAGCUCCAGAGGGCCCUCCAGCUACAUCCCUCCCUAUUUUCUUCAUUAUCUCCCUCAGUCUGGGGGGCCGCCAGAAAGAGGGAUGAACACGGGCCCCCUCUCCCCUAGCUACGCCCCUGUGCACAAGAGUGCUGUUGCUCUAAUCACAAGGAUUGUGCAAACGUGGUUGGACAAUUGACAGCCAUUGGAAAUAGUGGCCGUCAAUUGUGGGACCUUUGGGGGUAAUUCUUGCGACUAGCGCAACAGCACAACUGUUACGUUGCAAGGGGCAUGUAAGGUUGCACGAUGUUGAUAGGCUAGGACUGGUCUGGGGCAUCCAUCGUGCUCUUCUUAACUUUUGGAAGGCCAAGUCUCAUUCUGGUGCCUACUGGAAUGACAUUCUGUGCUUACCAAACCUCUGUAAUCAUUUUGCGAUGUUGGGAAACCCCAUGUCAUUGGAAUCAUGACUGACUAAAACACUGUACCUCAGCUAAUGACUUAGGAAUGGGGUUGUUCUCUUUCCCUGUGUCUUCUUUUUGUGAAAAUUCUCCCAAGAUAUGCCACCAAAUGUGUCAUCUUUUUCUGGCAGAAGCCUCUAGAGCCUGAAGGGCAUGACCCCGCCCCAGUUCUUACAGGCCAAGUUCCUAAGUUAAGAGUAUAACAUGUAUGAACAAUACCAUAAACAGUAAAAAUAGAACAAUGAGUUUCAGCAAGUCAGGGAAAAGAAGGCAAAACAAGUCCUUGAGAGGAAACUCCUGACUGGAACAAUUCUUUUCUGAGGGAUACGACUCGGUCAUUCCCACCCAAGGGUGAAACAGAGCUAUGUUCUUCCCCCAGGAGUAGACAAUAGCGUCAAGCCAGGAGGGCUGAGAUGUCCUUGACCCCAGCAACCAGAAGAAGCCUUCACGGGAAGUGAACCAAUGCUCUAUUCUCGGUUGCUGGGGUCUAGGAUAUCUCACUGGGACCUACCAAAGCUUAUAUAUCACCAAGGGAUGGAUGUGCCUUAGACACUCCUGGGGAAACACCUUCUGCAACACCCGUCUUCCGAAAGCCACCUGGGCGGACUCAUAAGUGUCCAUCUUGAAAUGUCUUGUGAAAGUUAAGGGAUUCUUCCACGUCGCAGCCUUACAAAUUUCAUGGACUGGUGCAUUAGUCGAAAAUGCAGCUGAUGUAGCUGCUGCCCUCGUGGAAUGAGCCAUUAUCCGCGUAGGUGGAUGAAAGUGUUGUGACUCGUAUGCCAGAGCUAUACAAAGUCUGAUCCACCUGGUGAAAGUAGAUGAAGUCACUGCCCUACCCAUUGUUCCUGGAAGGAAGGACACAAACAGAGCAUCUGCAGUCCGGAAUGCUGCAGAACGUUCAAUACACACCUUAAAACACCGUCUCACAUCUAAUUUGUGCCACAAUUUCUCCUGUGGAUGUUUUGGAUGUGGACAGAAAGAUGGGAGAAAAACAUCCUGACACUGGUGAAACUGAGAACUCACCUUAGUCCUAAUAAAUGGAUCGGGUAUAAGGUGAACUGAGUCCUUUGCAAAUAUGCAGUAAUUUUUGUAGACAGACAAAGCCCUGAGUUCUGAAAUGCGUCUGGCCAAUGUUACAGCAACUAGAAAUGCCAGCUUAAUUGAAAAUAACCUCAUUGAUGCUGAUUGAAUUGGCUCGAAGGGUGUAAACUGCAGCGCCUUCACAACAGUAUUUAAAUUCCAAAUGGAAAAAACGAAGUAGCUUAGAUGGUGACAGGUGCGGGUGUGAGAGACUUGAUCUCAGUGAAUUUCCCGAAAUUAGUCCCACCAAUGAAGCUGCUUGUCUUUUCAAUGUGUUGGGCUUACGUCCUUUCUCAAGGCCAUCCUGGAGAAAUUGUAAAAGAUGGUGGAUGUUUGCUUGCCCCCGAAGAAUACUGUGUCUUGCUGAACAUCUCAAAAAGGCUCUCCAAGUACAUUGGUAUAUAUACUCUGUUCAUAGAAUCUCUAUGAGAAGCUAGGAUGGUAUUGGAAUUUUUUCCCGCAUAGCCCUGACCCUUUAGGAUCCACCGCUCAGUCUCCAUAUGGCUAGCUGUAACCAGCUCGGGUUGGGGUGUUGCACCGGCCCCUGUAAGAGAAGAUCUGGUAGAGAUGGAAGAAAACAUGGGCCUUUCGUCCUGAGAUGUAGUAGCUCUGUGAACCAAGGUCUCCUCGGCCAGAACGGAGCCACCAAAAUUACCUCUGCCUGCAGGGUUCUUAUGCGCCUCAGGACUCUCGCCAACAGUGGUGUUGGCAGCACUUUUCUUUUUUAUGUUUCAGGUCUCUCUCCCCUUUAGAGUGAAAAGCCCUAAUAUGCUUUCUCUUCUUCUUUGCCUUUCGUGGAGAUGGAGGGGGUGAAUCAUAAGAAGAGGAUUCCUCUGAAGAGGAGGACAUCCGUUUACGCUUCUUUGAUCUUUUAUUUUUAUUACAGGGCUUAAGCUGCUGCGCUGUUUCAACUAUAGCGUUUUUAAACCAGGCUUGCCAUUCAGGUGGAACAGAUUUCGGCAUUUUAAGGGCAGAGCUGGUGGAAAGCACAGUGGAGCUAGUCUUCCCCUGGAACAAGCUCACCCUUUCUCCCUGUUGCCCUUGAUGUGGGUGCCUUGAGCCCCCCGAGAGUCCUUUGCACGACCCCUCUGGAGCGCAGAUAGAUUUUGUGCUCUUUUUGUUGUGGCCGCCAUUUUUACUUGCCGCCUCCAUCGGACGUUCCUCUGCCCAGGCUCUGAGCUGUGCUUGCAUCGGGGGUGGAAUAGUGAGCAGGGCCACUGCUGCCGCUUUUAUCCUAGCAGUCAGCAUGGAGAUUGGCUCAGGUGUCCCUGCCUGCCCACAGAUCUCACUCCCCUCGCCAGCUCUCUGUGCUGCUCUACCGCGGGUUUCGCAGCCCGAAGGCGGGAGACUCGCGGUGGCUUUCCAGUGUCUUGCCAGGCGGCUGAGAAGUGGCCGGUAUUUGCGCUGCACUGUGAAAUUCACUCUGUCCCUUUCCUCUUGGGACACAGAUGUGUCUUGGCGUUCCUGCAUGCUCCAUACAGCCAGGAAAGAACAGGGAAGGGGGCAAGCAGGACAAAAGGAGGCGGAAGAGGUUUUUUUAGUUUGUUUUUUAAAGGAAAGAAGCAAAGGGUACACCAAGGUCUAAGGUAGGGACGUAUUUAGAGUAAGAGUAGACAAAGAAGGGGCAAGAUAAGAGUUAGAUUUGAGAAGGAAAAAAGGUCUGGCUGGAGCAACGCAGGACUGUAAGAACUGGGGCGGGGUCAUCCCCUUCAGACAUUCGGUGAGGCUUCUUUCUUUCAGCUAAUUAGCAUAGUCCUGCCUUGGAGGAGGAUAACGUGAGGGGGAUAACCCAGUGAGAUGUCCUUGACCCCAGCAACCGAGAAUGUGUACCUUAACAGGGCACACAAUAAAGUGGUAGCUCCCUUAUAUUUAGUAGCGGGGGAGCAACUGUCCCUAUUCAGCCCAGCAUAGUGUCUCUCCAAUGGUUAUUAAUGAUGUCUCCUUUGUGUCAUUAUUUUAAGAUUGUGAGCCCACUGUGAGACAGGGAACAAUUUCCUCUGAUAUACAGACUGCUUUAAGAACAUCUGAAAAGCGGUACACGAAUACUUUUAAUAAUAAUUGGCAUAUGUUGAUAAGUAGUGAUUAGGACAGACCAAGGCUUAAACAGAUCAGGCUGCUUACAUCACUUGGCAUUUGGCCUGUAGUCAUAACAUAUGAGAGGAUUAUCUACCUUGGAGGCCUUCAGGAGAGCCUUAAAGAUCCAUCUUUUUAGCCUGGCUUUUAAUAUCUAGUUUUAAUUUUAAGCUGGUUCAAAUGUUUUUUUAAAAUUUUAAUUAUUUUAUUAUGUAUUUUUGAUUUUAAUGUAAACUGCCCAUAGCCACUUUAGGAAGGGUGUUUUUAAAUAAAUAACAGUCAAUACGCUACUUA